AUGAAACGUUAUGAAGACAAUUCGAAUCCUGAAAUUCAUGCUCUGAAAGCAUAUCUCGCAUUACAUCUAUUGCUGAGGGGACAAAAGUUGGUGCAGAAAUCUAUAUUGAAGAUUGUUAGCAUUGUUGGCAGGAGGUAUAAAGAGCUUGGCAUUUGGUCAUCAAAAAUUGGUUUCUCAGGGAAAAAUGAGGAGAAGGGUAGUGGGGUUAUUGGCGCUUACAGUAUGAACAAGUUGGGCAGCUUGGUAAAUUGGCCAGGGAAAUCGGACCGAGUCCCCAGUGGAUUGGCAGCCCCCUUGAAAACUGGAGUUCCUGGAAAGAUUUCCAAUCCGGCAUUUGUGAAGGUAGAAUGGGUCGAAAAGACAAAUGAGAUGAAAUAUGAAGCCAACCGGUCAAGAUACGUAGAGUUCAGUCAACCAUUUUCCGUGUCUGGCUUGUCAUUGUCAAUGCUGGUUCCAGCCAAGAUUGAUCCCCACAGGGCUUGGAUAUUUGUGAUGCCUUUCAUUAGAGAUAUGUGGAUUUAUGCACUUGCCAACUUACUCUACAUGAUGUUUUUCAUUUGGUUAAUGGAGCAUCAGUCCAAUCCAUUAAUCCAGAAUUUAGGGGGCCAUGGAAAGAUCAACUUGGAACUGCGUUGUGGACCUGUGGUUCACAUUCAGUUCUCUCUUCUUUGCUCAUAA
Molecule: messenger RNA, 678 nt
Organism: Fraxinus pennsylvanica
Lineage: Eukaryota; Viridiplantae; Streptophyta; Magnoliopsida; Lamiales; Oleaceae
Source: the annotation of a GenBank genome assembly